AUGGCCGAGCAUCACUUCCAACCCGAAGGCUACGAGUGUAUUCCCAACCUGCUGAUGCUUGGACUUUAUCUGUCGUGCAACACGCAACGGCUCAAGUACGGCUGCGGGUUCAACAUCACACCAAUGUGGCAUCCGCUGCGGUUGGCCGAGGAUUUCGCCAUGGCCGACAUUCUGUCCGGAGGCCGCAUCGUGUUCGGCGUGGGACGUGGUUACCAUUCUCGGGAGGUUGAAACUUUCGGAUCACCCAUGUUUGACGGCGACGCCAACCGAGAGUUAUUCGAGGAUCAGGUUGAGGUGAUGGUCAAGGCCUUCAGCGAGGAGUCUUUCUCCCACCAG
This is a messenger RNA of Geodia barretti, 336 nucleotides long. Lineage: Eukaryota; Metazoa; Porifera; Demospongiae; Tetractinellida; Geodiidae. The record is from the annotation of a GenBank genome assembly.